GUGACACUGACAGCGCCACUGUCAUCUCUUUUCUGUUCCGUUCCUAUAACAAUCCUAUAAUGUGUUUUGUGCCGUGUUUGUAUUUUUUUUUUGAAAUUUCAUAGACUGAAAUAAUAGACCAAGGCUAUACAAAUUUUCUGAUAAUAAUAUGAUAGCACUGAAAGAUUUUUACUGAAACAAGAUAUUCUAGAUGGUGAGAUAAAACUUUUGUUAAUUUUCCAUAGGAUACUAUGGAUUCCAAAUACAGUGUUCCUAUCAUAACCCAUAAUUUAUAUAAACAUGAAACAAUCAUUCAAAUUGCAGAAGCAAUUGAUCAUUUAUCUAAUAUAACUGAUGGUAUCUUCUCUCAAGUGAAUAAAAGACUGGAAAGCAGCCGUGGAAAGUUAUCAGAAAUAUCUCAUCGAGUAGAUAUUGUGACCAAAAAAAUAGCCUCUUUGAAAGGAGCCAAAAAAGCUACCCAAGUUUUUUCCAGUAGUAAAUACCCUGCUGUUGAUGUGUAUAAAGAAUAUGUUUCAAUAUUCCAUGAUAGCCCUGAAAUUGAAUUGAAACGACACAAAGUUAAACUAAAAAACAUCUCAUCUGUACAUGAACCAUUAGAAAAAUUGCAAUUCUAUCAUGUUAAUGUUAAUAAUGAUAAAGUAGAAAAACUAGAAGGGCUGGGAGAUAUACCACAGAAUGUGAACUUUGUGAAUGAUCUGCUUCUAUACAACUCUGGCAAGAACCUAUACAAGAGUUUCAUUAUAUCUGAUGCCUUGAAGGGUCACCAAAAUGUAAGGGAAGAAGAUGAAAAUAUAACAGAAUUAGGUGCAGCUCCACGUUCAAUAAGUGAAAGAUCCACCUUGAGGAAGUCCCUGGCCCAAAAUUAUUUUUAUGCCCCCCAAAUAGGGGAAGUGCCUGCCUUGGAUGUGCCACUGGACCUUCCAGAUUUACCUGGAAUAGCUGAUGAUGUGCACUAUGAAAUUGAGUCUGGACCUGGUAUUGCUCCUUCAGCAGACAUUACCCAGUCCUUGAUUGAGUUGGACAUAGAGAGCAGCAUUUUACCAACAAUAAGCCAGAAUGAGGCUGAUCUGAAAGAAGACAUUCCUGUUGUGGAUUUACCACCUGUUCCUCCCCCACCGGUUGAACUGCCCAAACCUCCACCUGAGCCACCAAAACCUCUGGAAAGUAAGGUAGACCAAGUUCAGAUUCCACCUGCUGAAAAAGAAUCAGUGGGAAGUCAAGUUCCUUUGGGUAAACCACAGGUGGAUGAUGUGAGGUCUAGUUUGAUGGAAGCUAUCAGAAGUGCCGGGGGAACUGGAAAAGCCAGAUUGAAAUCUACUAAAGCACAGGAUAAGAGUGUUUCUGUCAAAGCACCACAGGGCGGUGAUCUGAUGACGGACCUCCACAACAAACUGUUCAUGCGCAGGAAGGGCAUCUCGGGCGCCAAGCAAUCCCAAGACAAUCAGCCGAUAGACGCGGACUCGACUCUAGCUAGAAUAUCUGCCAUGAUUCCGGCUCCCGAACCGAAAAACCACGUGGAAUCGACGUCCAAUGACGAGGAAGACUGGGAAUAGGUACAGGGUGAUUCACUAUAUAUGGACGAUUUUAAGAAAAAACGCCUAGUUCAAUUUGUGUCCGCAAAUGCUUCGGUUUCGCAGAUAUAUGGUGUUGAAGUUGUUUUUUUUUCUCGUUUUUUGAAAAUUACUUUUGCAAAAAAGUAAAGUUUUUGCAGGAAAUAAGUUUUUUGUUCACCAAAUUCGGCACCCGAAGUUUUUUGGGGGACGGGGAAAAAGUGAAUCACCCUGUAUACUUCUCUGAAGAGUGCUCUAUCUAUCAUGUUUUGUUUAUGUACCUACAGUAAGGAAAAUGUGAGGACAAUAUGAGUAUUUCACUAGGUACCAAAUAUCCUGUUAUUCUCAUAUCUUUUAUAAAAUGUUAUUAUGGAACUGUGCAAUUGUUCUUAUGAAUCAUCUCAUUAUUUAUUGAAAUACAUUUUGUUAAAAUGUU
Molecule: messenger RNA, 1986 nt
Organism: Phaedon cochleariae (mustard beetle)
Lineage: Eukaryota; Metazoa; Arthropoda; Insecta; Coleoptera; Chrysomelidae
Source: the annotation of a GenBank genome assembly